CAAAUCAGGCCUCGUAUGAAUGCUACAGGUCGUCCCAGGUUCCUGCAUUCGGAUCCCAGUGCUCUCCCUUCCUCCUCCCUAACAUCGCUCUCCCUUCUCGCCCUUCUGCAGAGGCUUGACACGGAGCAGGAAGUGAUCACAUUGGUCAGCGAGCGGACGAUCGGGCUGGAGGAUUUGCCCAGCCAGGUUCCCGCCGACUCCCCCCGCUGGCAUUUUUUCCUGUACACGCAUUCGCACGAGGGCCAGACCCUCGAUUCGCUGGUGUUUAUCUACUCGAUGCCGGGCAGCAAUUGCACCAUCAAGGAGCGGAUGCUGUAUUCUAGCUGCAAGGCUCCGUUCAUCGCCAGCGUGGAGCAACAGAUGGGGCUGGAAAUCGCAAAGAAGGUGGAAAUCGACGCAGGCUCUGAGUUGACGGCCGACUACCUCCAGGACCAGCUUCACCCCCCAAAGCACGCCCCCCCGCCCCACCUUCGACAAGCCGCCGGGCCCCUCCCGCUCCCGCGGGGGCCCCCGCCGCAUCGUCCGGACCCCACCGGAGUGACAGCAGUCAGUGCGGGGCGGGUGGGGAGGGGUCGUCCGCUGCCGGGAAGGAGGAAGGGUGCCUGGUGCCGAGAAUUAAAAGGGAAUUUUGUAACCGCAGGUUUGGAGCGUGUGAACUGGUUUUUUUUGUGGUGGGGGGGAUGUUUAUGGGACGGGAAGGGCUGUGGAAAUUACCGAUUGAAUGUUUGGCACCAGGCGUACUUUGGAUCUCAGAUUGUGGAAUAUUUGGAUCAAUGUGAUUGAGGAGGUGGGGACUGAAGCACCAACUCAAUGCAGCCAGGCUGGGGGGGGGAACGUCAGCCAGAGGUCAUGGGUUGAGGGUGAAAGGUGAGAAGUUUAAGGGGGACACGAGGGGAAACUUCUUCACUCAGAGGGUGGAACGAGCCUCCAGCAUUCGAGCUCAAUUUCAACAAGAAGUUUGAAUAGGCACGUGGAUGGGAGGGGUAUGAUCCCGGUGUAGGUCGAUGGGAGUAGGCAGAAUAAACGGUUUGGCAUGGACUAGAUGGGCUGAAGGGCCUGUUUCUGUGCUGUAUUUUUCUGUGAUUCUUCAGUGUAAACACAAAAUUGAUUUACAAUUCACGUGCAGCUUGCAUACACCUGUAGGUAGUUUGAUAUAAUAUUUUCAAUAAAUUUGUGCAUGAAACAACAA
This is a messenger RNA of Hypanus sabinus (Atlantic stingray), 1189 nucleotides long. RefSeq names its product twinfilin-1-like. Bases 16 to 783 code for a protein of 255 amino acids. The transcript is spliced from 3 exons. Gene Ontology annotation, molecular function: actin filament binding; actin monomer binding. Lineage: Eukaryota; Metazoa; Chordata; Chondrichthyes; Myliobatiformes; Dasyatidae. Gene Ontology annotation, cellular component: actin filament; myofibril; cytoplasm. Gene Ontology annotation, biological process: actin filament depolymerization; positive regulation of neuron projection development; barbed-end actin filament capping. The record is from RefSeq and is a predicted model, not a curated record.